AAGUUUUUCUAUCUAAGGAAACCCAGCAGAUUGCAUCCAGUCAGUGACUUGCAGCAUUCACUCCUCCUGGAUGAGCAUGUAGAGACAGUGGACAGUCACUGGUGUUGACUUUGCAGCAAUCCCUCAACCUUCAACAGUACUGAAUGUUUGACCGAAUAAUGCCCCUUUUCCUUUAGACCCUGGAGCGGUACCAGCUAGAGGACAUGAGAGGGUAAGCUAAUGCUACCUAAUGCUAGCUUGCUGUAGUGAUCAUAUACACAAUAAACCCAACGUGCAACGAUUUAACAGUUGAAGAUAUUAAAAUAUGCUGUGAAUAGUGACUCCGCCCCCUAACCAAUCGGUGACCAACAGUCUCCUGAGGUCAGGUUUUCAGCAUGAUUGAAAGCGCUGAAGGUGGCCGGACUCUGGAUUGGAGAUAGGAUGAGGAGCUCCUUCAUCUAGGGAAACUAAGAGUAGACCCUCUGCAGUCAGCUGAGGUGGUUCACCUGAUCAGGACUCUCCUUUUGGAGGAUUUCCACAGGUCCCACUGGGAGGAGUCUGUGAGACAAGCCUAGCAACCUACAGGUUUUCCUGUACCUUACUGGUCUGGGAACACUUUGGGAUCUUCCAGGAGAAGCUGUAGCUGGGAGAGGGAUGUAUGUAUUCAGUUCCUCUACCUGGAACCCUGGGAGCUUAUGAGGGCGGAUGGAUAAAUGGCGAGACACUUCCAACAUCAGAAAGUAUUCCAGUUAUUUUUUAUUCCCAUUCCCAAACACUAAUGGGUAUCAUUGUUAGACUGUAAAUUCAUCUAAAUAUUAAAACUGCAUUCUCAGAUUUUCUGAAGUUGUUUUUGUUUGAUUUGAACUGGACACUUGAAAUAAAACAAACCAAAAGGGUUCAGCGUAAUAUUCAAAGGAAUAAAAAUCACUGAAAAUAAAUGAAUAAACAAAGCAAUAUUAAGUAAAAAGGUAUUACUACAUUUGAAAAUGAUAAUGGGAAAAUUCACCAAAUUGAUUUUUCCUUCAACAACAGAACCUUCAGUAGCAAGAAAUAAAACUAGGCAGCAAUCUUCCAUCAUCUGGGGCGUAAGUAUUGGUGCUUGUCUCCAGAGGUCAUCGGGUCGAGUCCAUCCUGGACAGGCCUCCGUCACAGGACAAUUACAGAGACCGGUUCACCUAGCAGGCAUGUUUUUGGACCAUGGGCGGAACCCGGAGUACUUAGACAGAAACACGUCCACGAGGAGAACAUGUAGAGAGCCCGGGAUUCGAACCCAGAACCUUGCAGCCCUCACGUUAUAUAGAACCUGAGCAUGUUUUCUUAAUACCACAGGGGGGCGCUCUGCGGCGCAGUGGGGAGGAUUGCAUGUCGGAAGAGGAGACGGUAUCGUCAGCCUCACAGCGAGUCGGACCGGGACUCGAACCUGACCCUGGAACCGUUUCUCUAGUGACAGAGAUGGGUCACAGAGACCUGAUGAGCCAGGCGGAGGACCUGGCGGACAAGUUGAGCUCCUAACACCGGGAACCUGUCGGUCAGGAAGUUCGGAACUGGGAUCCAGAGCUGAGCUCCGUUCAGCUGCUGGUUCCGGAGCGUGUUGAAGGUUUAAAAUCUGUUCAUUUCCAGAGACCGCAGCCUGAGAGGUGAAGAAGAAGAAAAAUCAGUAAAUGAAUAAAAACCAGAACCUACUGUGAUGAGUUUGUUUGGGCCAACAGCAAGACGGGUUCGCGGUGGUAUCUUCCAGACGGUGAUCAGCUGCUGAAGGUCCUGCUGCAGAGCAAGUUCUUGUUAAACUCAAUAAACUUUGAAUGGAAUCUGGUAGCGAAACUAAAGGAAGCGGGUCUUAAAGUUUUAUUUUAAAAUGCUUUAAAUUACAAAAAAAAAAAACACGGUUCCGAAGGUAUAAAGAGUUAUUACUGUAACUCAAGUUGUAGUUAAUCUGUCACCUGUUGCGUCAGGUAAAUGUGACGUCAUAAACUGUCUCUCCUCCCCCAACAAGCACCACCUCCCCCCACGCAGCCCACCUCUGCUUGGUCAGUACCUUCCUGGAGGACUCGGUCCGGUUGUGGUUCCAGUGGAUGGAUCAGAGCGAGUACAUCAACUCCACCUGGAGCUGCCGAGGUCUGCUGGCCAACGUGUUGGUUCUGAUCCAGCUGCGUGAAGCUGACACCCCACCCACUUGAAACAUUUCAGUAAAUAGACAGAAUGGUUUGUGCUGGUUUGGUUUCUGAAAUAUUAAAGAUGAUUUUUUAGGUCAUCCAGAGGUCACCAUUUUACUCCUAAUUGAACCGGAGUGGUCUCAUUAUUUAGUGCUUCGUUUGGACUGUUUUCUUCUUCUUUUUUGAUUUCGUUUAUUGAUGGUUGGCAAGGUAAUUGGAUCAUUACCGUCACCGACUGGUAUGGUGAUAGCAUAUCUUCACCUAAAUAGGAGACAAUAAAUGUGACCUGCUGCAGGCUGUCAUUACUGUUGUGGUUCAGUGUCACCAAUUCAGUCAGUGUGAAGUUGUUGGAUGUUGACAACGCAGAAAAGGACAUACGAUGGGUCUGCUGCUUCCCCUGGCUUGUUUGUCGCUACAGCAGACAUGGAGGAUAACCCUGGGUGUGCCGCUGCUGCCUCGGCUGUCCAUACUAUAUCUGCCGCUCCUCCAGAAAAAUGUUUACCGCCUUCUGGCCCGACUGUAUAAUCCUCCAUUGCUCCAGAGCUCCCAGCUUCCACAUCUUCUUCUUCUACAAGCCAGGCAGAGGUUCACUGCUCCAGCGACUGUUGCAGGGAUCUGACAAAGUCUCACCAACCAGACGACCCAGCAAUUCUCUCUGGGACAAGACGGGUACAAGGUGUAACACAGAACAGCCGAUGGUGGCCUACAGCAUGCUCUCGAACCUGAAGUUCCUCUACAGCAGACCCCACCUCUCCACCCUGUCACAUGACCCCACAGAUAGCAUCAGGUGUGUAGCCCCUCCCCCUGUCUGCAGGAAUCUGGCGCUGGGCAGCGGCCUGCUCCUCCUCCUCGCUGAAUGCAGACAGGAAGCUCGCGGCGUGUUUGCAGGCUUCCCGUCUGUCGUACAGUGGCGCUCCCCCAAACAUCUGCUGCGCUUGGGAGGAAGAGUGCUCCUCAUCCUCAUGUCCAUGACGCUGCUGCACCUCGAGUUGGGCGUGCUCAGUGUUCUGCAAGACCUGGUGGACAUGGGGCUCAUGCUGAUGGUGGCGGUGGGUUUUAAGACGAAGCUGGCAGCUCUGACGCUGGUCAUCUGUCUGCUCUUCAUCAACGUCCCCUUCAGCGCCAUCCACGACUUCCUGAAGUAUGACUUCUUCCAGACCACCUCGGGGAUCGGGGGCCUGCUGCUGGUGGCCCUGGGGCCCGGAGGGGUCUCCGUGGACGAAGAGAAGAAAGAGUGGUGAGGAGGAGGAAUCUGUGUAGGCUUCUGUUUCUGCUUUCACUUAAUCUGACUUCAUGUCUUUGAUUUAUUCUCCUUCAGAUUACAACAGGAACAGAUUUAGAUUCUGCCAGGUUCUGAUCCAUAUACUGACUCAGAAUCAGUUUUCAGAUGUUUCACUGAGAUCAGAGCUGUAGGACUCAAACAGAAACCCAUUUCAGUUCCUCUGUCUCUGCUUCUGCUGAGGCUUCAUCCUGAAAUAAUGACUUGGACACCAUGAGGCACCUGAGGAUGUUUCUGCAGAUGAAACCAACCAUUAAUGGUUCUACCCAAACUGGUCCCAGUUCUGAGCUGUAAACCAUUCAGUGAUAGAGAUUUUGGAGUGAUGCUGACUGUGUGUGUUCACAUGAUUUGGAUCAGAUUUAUCUCCUCGGUGGAGCAUCAUCUGAUCCAGUGGAGAACCUGCACCUCUGAUUCAGCUCCUCAGACAAACUGCAGGUUUAAACAGAAGAUCACGCAAUUGAUCAAAUUUUCUCGAGGAGAAGACAGGGUGAAGGAGAGCCCAACUUGUCCAGACGGGACAUUUUUCUCUGGAUCCACGAUGGACUCCUGGCAGAAGUGGAGGAUUGUGUGU
Messenger RNA from Girardinichthys multiradiatus, 3982 nucleotides. It is a transcript of the gene surf4l, whose product is annotated as surfeit 4, like. Bases 2627 to 3373 code for a protein of 248 amino acids. The transcript has 6 exons. The record is from RefSeq and is a predicted model, not a curated record. Gene Ontology annotation, cellular component: membrane. NCBI's taxonomy places the organism in Eukaryota, Metazoa, Chordata, Actinopteri, Cyprinodontiformes, Goodeidae.